This is a messenger RNA of Elephantulus edwardii (Cape elephant shrew), 1860 nucleotides long. RefSeq names its product transketolase-like 2 (gene TKTL2). Gene Ontology annotation, molecular function: transketolase activity; thiamine pyrophosphate binding. NCBI's taxonomy places the organism in Eukaryota, Metazoa, Chordata, Mammalia, Macroscelidea, Macroscelididae. The transcript has a single exon. The coding region runs from base 106 to 1860 and encodes 584 amino acids. The record is from RefSeq and is a predicted model, not a curated record.
CAGGUGCUAAGAGACUUGGCCAACCGCCUUCGAAUCCAUUCCAUCAGGGCUGCCUGUGCCUCCAGCUCCAACCGGCCCACGUCGUGGUGCAGCGCCGCAGAAAUCAUGUCGGUGCUGUUCUUCCACACAAUGAGGUAUAAACCGACAGAGCCAGAACACCCAGAUAACGACCGAUUUGUCCUCUCUAAGGGCCACGCUGCGCCCAUCCUUUAUGCUGUUUGGGCAGAGGCAGGUGACCUCAGAGAAUCAGACCCGCCGAGCUUGAGGAAGAUUGACUGUGACCUCGAGGGACAUCCUACCCCUAGACUGUCAUUUGUUGAUGUGGCAACAGGAUCUCUUGGGCAAGGACUAGGCGCAGCAUGCGGAAUGGCAUAUACAGGCAAGUACUUCGACAAGGCCAGCUACCGGGUGUACUGCCUCAUUGGAGAUGGGGAGACCUCUGGAGGCUCAGUCUGGGAGGCUCUGGCUUUCGCUUCCUACUACAGUUUGGACAAUCUCGUAGCAAUCUUUGACGUGAACCGCUUGGGACAAACUCGUGUUACACCAGUUGAGCACUGCACAGAUGCUUGUCAGAUGCGCUGUGAAGCCUUUGGGUGGAAUACUUACUUAGUGGAUGGCCAUGAUGUGGAGGGGUUGUGCCAAGCCUUUUGUCAAGCAACUCUAGUGAAGAACAAACCCACUGCUGUAAUUGCCAAGACUUUCAAGGGCCGGGAUAUUCCAAAUAUUGGGAAUGCUGAAGAUUGGCAUGGGAAAUCAGUCCUCAAAGAGAGGGCAGAUGCAGUUAUCAAAUUAAUUGAGAGCCAGAUACAGACCAACAAGAGUCUCAUACCAAAACCUCCUAUUGAAGACUCACCUCAAAUCUGCAUCACAGAUAUAAAAAUGACCUCUUUACCUGCUUAUCAACUCGGUGACAUAGUAGCUACUCAGAAAGCAUUUGGCUUGGCUCUGGCUAAACUGGGUCGUGUGAAUGGAAGAAUCAUUGUCCUUGAUGGGGACACAAAAAACUCCACCUUUUCUGAGCUAUUCAAGAAAGAACACCCUGAGAGAUUCAUUGAAUGUUUUAUUGCUGAACAAAAUAUGGUAUGUGUGGCUCUGGGCUGUGCUGCCAGGGGUCGAACCAUUGCUUUUGCUUGUACCUUUGCUGCCUUUUUGACUCGAGCAUUUGAUCAGAUCCGAAUGGGAGCCAUCUCUCAAACCAAUAUCAGUAUUGCUGGUUCCCACUGUGGUGUGUCCAUAGGUGAAGAUGGACCCUCCCAGAUGGCACUGGAGGAUCUCGCAAUGUUUCGAAGCAUUCCCAAUUGCACUGUUUUUUAUCCAAGUGAUGCUGUCUCAACAGAGUAUGCUGUUUGUCUGGCUGCCAAUACCAAGGGGUUGUGCUACAUUCGGAUGAGUCAGUCAGAGACUGCAGUUAUUUAUUCCUCAGAAGAAAACUUUGAGAUCGGGCAGGCCAAGAUUGUCCGCCACAGUGUCAAUGACAAGGUCACAGUUAUUGGAGCUGGAGUUACUCUACAUGAAGCCUUAGCAGCGGCUGAUGAUCUUUCUAAACAAGGAAUUUCUAUCCGUGUCAUAGACCCAUUUACUAUUAAACCCCUGGAUGCUGCCACCAUCAUCUCCAACGCAAAAGCUACAGGCAACCAGGUUAUCACAGUGGAGGAUCAUUACCAGGAAGGUGGCAUUGGGGAAGCGAUAUGUGCAGCUCUGUCUGGGGAGCCUGACAUCCUUGUUCAUCAGCUGGCAGUGUCAGGAAUCCCUCGGUGUGGGAAACCUAGUGAAUUGUUAGAUAUGUUUGGAAUCAGUGCCAAACACAUUAUAGCAGCUGUGAAAAACAUUCUCAUGAUCCAAAAUAGGGUUUGGUCUUAA